Messenger RNA from Cicer arietinum (chickpea), 3372 nucleotides. The record is from RefSeq and is a predicted model, not a curated record. NCBI's taxonomy places the organism in Eukaryota, Viridiplantae, Streptophyta, Magnoliopsida, Fabales, Fabaceae.
AUACGAACAGAAAAAAGAAAAACUCCAAUUUGUCCACCAACGGCACCUUCUACUUAGUUAUUAUAUUAUUAUUUAUUAUUUAUUUGUUAGGAUAAAAAUUAAAAGUGGACCCCAGUCAUGAAAUAGAACAUUCUAGACACUCUCACAUUCUAACCUAUAUAACACACAUCUCUUCCUUAGACCACUCAUUCUCAAAUCACCUUUCAGAUCCAAAAUCUGAAACCCUAAUUUUCUUUCUCUCUGCUUUUUUGAUUUUCUCUUAGUUUUCAGUAAAAUGGCAGGUAAAGGUGAAGGACCUGCGAUCGGAAUAGAUCUUGGAACCACAUACUCAUGUGUCGGUGUAUGGCAACACGAUCGUGUUGAAAUCAUUGCCAACGAUCAAGGAAACCGCACGACGCCGUCAUAUGUUGCGUUUACCGAUUCCGAGAGGUUGAUCGGUGACGCUGCCAAGAAUCAGGUUGCCAUGAACCCAACCAACACCGUCUUCGAUGCGAAGAGGUUGAUUGGUAGGAGAAUUAGCGAUGCUUCAGUUCAAAGUGAUAUGAAAUUGUGGCCAUUCAAGGUCAUUGCUGGUACUGCUGAAAAGCCCAUGAUCGGUGUCAACUACAAGGGUGAGGAAAAGCAGUUUGCUGCUGAGGAAAUCUCAUCUAUGGUUUUGAUUAAGAUGAGGGAGAUCGCAGAGGCUUAUCUUGGUUCUACUGUGAAGAAUGCUGUUGUUACAGUUCCUGCUUACUUUAAUGACUCUCAGCGUCAAGCUACCAAAGAUGCUGGUGUUAUUGCAGGUCUCAAUGUUUUGAGAAUUAUCAAUGAGCCAACUGCUGCAGCUAUUGCAUACGGGCUUGACAAGAAAGCUACAAGUGUUGGUGAGAAGAAUGUGUUGAUUUUUGAUUUGGGUGGUGGUACUUUUGAUGUCUCUCUUCUCACUAUUGAAGAGGGUAUCUUUGAAGUUAAAGCCACUGCUGGUGAUACCCAUCUUGGUGGUGAAGAUUUUGAUAAUAGAAUGGUUAACCAUUUUGUUCAAGAGUUUAAGAGAAAGAACAAGAAAGAUAUUAGUGGUAACCCUAGGGCACUUAGGAGGUUGAGAACAGCUUGUGAGAGGGCGAAGAGGACUCUCUCAUCAACUGCUCAGACCACUAUUGAGAUUGAUUCUCUUUAUGAGGGUGUUGAUUUUUACACUACAAUCACCCGUGCUAGGUUUGAGGAGCUUAACAUGGAUCUCUUCAGGAAGUGUAUGGAGCCUGUAGAGAAGUGUUUGAGAGAUGCAAAGAUGGACAAGAGCACAGUUCAUGAUGUUGUUCUUGUUGGUGGUUCUACUAGGAUUCCCAAAGUUCAGCAAUUGUUGCAGGACUUCUUCAAUGGGAAGGAGCUUUGCAAGAGCAUCAACCCUGAUGAGGCUGUUGCUUACGGAGCUGCUGUCCAAGCAGCUAUUUUGAGCGGUGAGGGUAAUGAGAAAGUUCAAGAUUUGUUGCUUUUGGAUGUCACUCCAUUGUCUCUUGGUUUGGAGACUGCCGGAGGUGUCAUGACUGUAUUGAUUCCAAGGAACACUACCAUCCCACCAAGAAGGAACAACUACAAGGGUGAGGAAAAGCAGUUUGCUGCUGAGGAAAUCUCAUCUAUGGUUUUGAUUAAGAUGAGGGAGAUCGCAGAGGCUUAUCUUGGUUCUACUGUGAAGAAUGCUGUUGUUACAGUUCCUGCUUACUUUAAUGACUCUCAGCGUCAAGCUACCAAAGAUGCUGGUGUUAUUGCAGGUCUCAAUGUUUUGAGAAUUAUCAAUGAGCCAACUGCUGCAGCUAUUGCAUACGGGCUUGACAAGAAAGCUACAAGUGUUGGUGAGAAGAAUGUGUUGAUUUUUGAUUUGGGUGGUGGUACUUUUGAUGUCUCUCUUCUCACUAUUGAAGAGGGUAUCUUUGAAGUUAAAGCCACUGCUGGUGAUACCCAUCUUGGUGGUGAAGAUUUUGAUAAUAGAAUGGUUAACCAUUUUGUUCAAGAGUUUAAGAGAAAGAACAAGAAAGAUAUUAGUGGUAACCCUAGGGCACUUAGGAGGUUGAGAACAGCUUGUGAGAGGGCGAAGAGGACUCUCUCAUCAACUGCUCAGACCACUAUUGAGAUUGAUUCUCUUUAUGAGGGUGUUGAUUUUUACACUACAAUCACCCGUGCUAGGUUUGAGGAGCUUAACAUGGAUCUCUUCAGGAAGUGUAUGGAGCCUGUAGAGAAGUGUUUGAGAGAUGCAAAGAUGGACAAGAGCACAGUUCAUGAUGUUGUUCUUGUUGGUGGUUCUACUAGGAUUCCCAAAGUUCAGCAAUUGUUGCAGGACUUCUUCAAUGGGAAGGAGCUUUGCAAGAGCAUCAACCCUGAUGAGGCUGUUGCUUACGGAGCUGCUGUCCAAGCAGCUAUUUUGAGCGGUGAGGGUAAUGAGAAAGUUCAAGAUUUGUUGCUUUUGGAUGUCACUCCAUUGUCUCUUGGUUUGGAGACUGCCGGAGGUGUCAUGACUGUAUUGAUUCCAAGGAACACUACCAUUCCCACCAAGAAGGAACAAGUUUUCUCUACUUACUCAGAUAACCAACCUGGUGUCUUGAUUCAAGUUUAUGAGGGUGAGAGAACAAGAACAAAGGAUAACAACUUGUUGGGAAAAUUCGAGCUUUCCGGCAUUCCACCUGCUCCCCGUGGUGUUCCUCAGAUCACUGUUUGCUUUGAUAUUGAUGCCAAUGGUAUCUUGAAUGUCUCUGCCGAGGACAAAACAACUGGGCAGAAGAACAAGAUCACCAUUACCAACGACAAAGGAAGGUUGUCUAAGGAAGAAAUCGAGAAGAUGGUUCAAGAGGCAGAGAAAUACAAGAGCGAAGAUGAGGAUCACAAGAAGAAGGUUGAGGCCAAAAACUCCUUGGAGAACUAUGCUUACAACAUGAGGAACACUAUCAAAGAUGACAAGAUCAGUUCAAAGCUUUCUCCAAGUGACAAGAAACUGAUUGAGGAUGCAAUUGAGCAGGCCAUUCAAUGGCUCGAUGCCAAUCAGCUUGCUGAAGCUGAUGAAUUUGAAGACAAGAUGAAGGAGCUUGAGACCAUCUGCAAUCCUAUUAUUGCAAAGAUGUAUCAAGGUGGAGCUGGCGAAGGUCCAGAGGUUGAUGAUGAUGCUCCACCUCCAAGUGGCGGCGGUGCUGGUCCCAAGAUUGAGGAGGUCGACUAAGUUUAAUUGUUGAGAUAUCAGUAGAAACUUGUGCUUGCGUCUAAUAUGGUUGGGUUAUGUCCCUUUUAGGAUUUUUUUGGCUUUUAUGAACAAUAUUGUUGUGUUAUUUCCAUUUUGUUUGUCAUAUUUGAUCGGUAAUUGAAAACACUGGCUAUAUUUCAGUAUCAAAUUUUUGCACUUUUUCAUGA